Molecule: messenger RNA, 1454 nt
Organism: Helianthus annuus (common sunflower)
Lineage: Eukaryota; Viridiplantae; Streptophyta; Magnoliopsida; Asterales; Asteraceae
Exons: 3
Coding region: 169-1269 (366 amino acids)
Cellular component (GO): cell wall; plasma membrane
Source: RefSeq, a predicted model, not a curated record
AGGAAAAUACUAAUUAACCCCUCACACCCAACAUCCCUCGUGCCCAUCCUCAUCCCCCAGUUUCUUCAAUUAGAAUCCCCUCCUCUCCCUUCCCAAUAUAUAUCCCAACACAAAACCCCUAAUUUCCCCAUCUCACUCUCCCACAUUUCUCUUUCUACAACUCAAAAAAUGGCCACUUUUCUCUACUUACUCUUCACAUUCACCCUUUCUUCCACCUGUGUCUUUGCUGCUCCACCUCCAUUGGAUGGAUUUUUACCAAACGGAAACUUUGAAGAGCCACCAAAAGCAACAGAUAUUAAAAAAACAGUGUUGCUAGGCAAACACGCUCUACCCAAAUGGGAAAUAAGCGGCCUGGUGGAGUACAUCCACGGCGGGCCUCAGCCCGGAGGGAUGUACUUCCCAGUGGCACACGGUGUACACGCUGUGCGCCUUGGAAAUGAGGCCACGAUUUCACAGACUAUAGCUGUGAAAUCGGGGUCUCUAUACGCGGUCACGUUUGGUGCUUCCAGGACUUGUGCACAAGAGGAGGUGUUGAGAGUGUCGGUCCCGCCGCAGUCUGGGGACUUGCCGCUGCAGACUCUAUAUAGUAGUGAUGGUGGUGAUGUGUAUGCGUAUGGGUUUAAAGCCAAUUCGACUAGUGUCAGGUUGACGUUUCAUAACCCUGGAGUGCAAGAAGAUCCACAAUGUGGUCCGCUUAUUGAUGCUGUUGCUAUUAAAGAACUUUUUCCUCCUAGAUCUACUCGAUUUAAUUUGGUGAAAAAUGGCGGAUUCGAGGAAGGUCCUCACCGAUUAGUCAACUCUUCCAACGGCGUCCUCCUCCCUCCUCGACAAGAAGACAUCACAUCUCCACUUCCCGGAUGGAUCAUCGAGUCGCUAAAAGCGGUUAAAUUCAUCGACAACAAACACUUCAACGUCCCAUCUGGCCUAGCAGCCAUCGAGCUAGUCGCGGGGAGAGAAAGUGCAAUCGCUCAAAUCCUCCGAACGGUCCCAAACAAACUGUACAUGCUCUCCUUCGUCAUUGGAGAUGCGAAGAACGGGUGCCAUGGAGACAUGAUGGUUGAAGCAUUUGCGGCAAAAGACACUUUGAAAGCGCCGUUUAAAUCUGAAGGAAAGGGGAAAUCGAAGGCGGUUAGCAUGAAGUUUAAAGCGAUAUCUGCGAGAACUCGAGUGACGUUCUACAGCUCAUAUUAUCAUACUAGGGCCGAUGAUUUCGGAUCUCUGUGUGGCCCUGUGAUUGAUGAAGUUAAGGUUAUCGGUGUGCGAGCUUAGAGGAACAAUGUUGAUGAUGUUUAGUGUGUUAGUUUGAUCGUUUGUAAAUCAAACGCUUGGUGAUUAUUGGGUGACAAAUGGUCGUUUGGUUAUCAAAACAGAGAAUGUUAUCACUCAUUUGAUUUCUAGUUAUAAAAACCAUUAUUAUAAUUAUAAAAAAUAAAAAAAUGAAACCGUUUUCCAGA